Messenger RNA from Argentina anserina (silverweed cinquefoil), 3856 nucleotides. RefSeq lists its product as uncharacterized. NCBI's taxonomy places the organism in Eukaryota, Viridiplantae, Streptophyta, Magnoliopsida, Rosales, Rosaceae. The record is from RefSeq and is a predicted model, not a curated record. The transcript has 27 exons. The coding region runs from base 10 to 3504 and encodes 1164 amino acids.
AAAGACGUUAUGACGGCGACUGUAUCACAAUCGCCGGUGAGGUGGUGGCGGACGGCGUUUCUCACCGUCAGAGACGAAGCCCUCACAACUCCUCCUCGCACUCCAAUCCCCGAGCUCCUCCACAGCUUCAUCUUCUCCCACUCCCACACUCUCCUCUCCGCCGCCCCCGACCUCCCUCCGCCGGAAGUGACGUCAGAUUUGCUCUUCUUAACGGAAUUGCUCACCGACAAGUCUCACGGAGCCGGAGACUUAACCCCUACCUUCGCUCACAUAAUUCACCUGAUCCAUGACGUCAGCCAUCGCCUUCCUCUCGAAGUCAAUUCAGCUUCGUGGACGGUGAUGCUCGACGGUUUCGGCAACAUGCUUCAGUCUUUCAUUGCUUCUUCUUCCUUUACGCCGAUCACGGAAUGCUUACAGACUCUGAGGCGUGUGAUGAGUAUCUACCAUAGGAAGUGUUCAACUGGUGAUGAGAUUCAGCUGGUGAAGUUCCUUCUGCGAGUGAUUGAGAGCUGUCAUUUGGAGUUGAGCAGCUUUUCGCAUUCGAUUCGCAGCCAGAGCUCUGCUUCUGAAGUUGGAAAGAGGAAGCCAAUGCCGCGAUACGGCAGCUUAUGGGAAGUUCAGACUCUUGCAUUCAAUAUGCUUGGAGAAGCAAUCUCUAGAGCCGGCUCGUUGUUUCCUGUGGAUGUCUGGAAAGCAUCUUUUGAGGUUUUUCGGAAAGUGAUGGAUGUAUUGGCAGCUAAAAGCCUUGUUGUAGAAGACACUGUAAUGUCGAGGUUUUAUUUAUCUCUACUGCAAUGUCUGCACUUGAGUCUUGCAGAGCGUAAGUGUUCCCUCUCUGACCAUGUCUCAGGAUUUGUAGCUGCUUUGCGAAUGUUCCUUUCCUAUGGUAUUAGUAGUAGAAGCCAGCUUGCCAGGCCGGCAACUGCUCAAAAGGAGAGUGAACUUAGUGUGGCCAGCCUUAAGUCUGGUUCGGAAGAUCCUAAACUAACUGAUCGCCGUCCAUAUAGACCUCCACACCUACGGGAAAGGAACAGUUCAAAGCAGAUUGGAGCUCAAAAUUUUCAAGGUUUAUCAGAUCACGAAUCUUUCAAACUUGACUUCGCCUCAUCAGAUUCAGAUUACAGUGACAGUGAUGGUUCACUCAAAGACACUGAGAACAUUCAGAAAUCGAAGGUCAGAGUGGCUGCUAUUGUUUGUCUGAAGGAUCUAUGUCAAGCUGAUUCAAAAUCAUUUAGUAGCCAAUGGACACUGCUGUUGCCAACCAGUGAUGUACUACAACCUAGGAAGUUUGAAGCAACACUAAUGACGUGUUUGCUGUUUGAUCCCUAUUUGAAGGCACGGGUUGCAUCAGCCUCAACUCUAGAAGCAAUGUUGGAUGGGCCUUCAUCUGUUUUUCUGCAGGUAGCUGAGUUCAAAGAGUCUUCUAAACAGGGAUCUUUUACAGCACUUUCAAGUUCCCUUGGACAUAUAUUAAUGCAGCUUCAUACAGGUAUUUUAUACUUAAUUCAACGAGAAACUCAUAGUAGAUUGCUGGCAUCCUUGUUCAAAAUUCUCAUGCUUUUGAUAUCAUCUACACCAUAUCCAAGAAUGCCUGGAGAAUUGUUACCAACAGUAUUUAGAUCUAUACAUGAAAGGAUACAAAAUGGAUUUCAAUUUAAAAGUGAUCACACUGGCCUGCUGGCUGCUUCUUUUAGUUGCAUAACAACAGCUCUGAAUACCUCACCAUCUUCCGCACAAAUUAGAGAAAUGCUUCAAAGAGAGAUAUUUAGUGGUUUUGCCGAGGCCAAAAAGAAGUCAGGUUUUCUUUCUACAUUGUUUCAAUAUUCAGAACAAGUUAGCAACCCACCGAUAUGCUUUGAGGCUCUUCAGGCGCUUAGGGCUGUGUCACACAAUUACCCAAGUAUAAUAUUUUCCUGUUGGGAACAAAUUUCCACCAUUGUUUAUCGCCUUCUGAGGGCAGCAACUCCUGAAGUUCCUGUAGGACAAUGGAAGGGGCAUACUGGAAAUUCUGUUGAAUUUAUUGGCGAGAGGAUCAUUACAGCUGCAAUAAGAGUUUUGGAUGAAUCUCUUCGUGCAAUAUCCGGAUUUAAAGGAACGGAAGACCCUUUAGAUGAUAAACUACUAGACGCCCCAUUUACCUCUGACUGCAUAAGGAUGAAGAAAGUUUCUUCAGCUCCUUCAUAUGAAUUAGAGAAUUUAGAAUGUACUAGAGAUGAAACUACAUCGUGUCAGUCUGGAAUCGAGCAGUGGUGUGAAGCCAUUGAGAAGCUUAUGCCUUUAGUUCUACAACAUACUUCUGCAAUGGUAAGAGCUGCCUCAGUUACCUGUUUCGCGGGUAUAACUUCGUCUGUGUUCUGUACAAUCUCAAAGGAAAAACAGGACUUCAUUCUUGCAUCUUCAGUUCGUGCUGCCGUACACGGCGAUGCACCUUCAGUUAGGGCAGCUGCUUGUCGAGCUAUUGGAGUCAUUUCAUGUAUUCCUAAAGUUUCUCAAAGUGCAGAGACCCUUGAUAAGUUUGUUCAUGCUGUGGAGCGUAACACUCGUGAUCCUUUGGUUUCGGUCCGAAUAACUGCUUCUUGGGCUUUAGCAAACAUAUGUGAUUCUAUCCAUCAUAGUAUUGGUGAUUUUAGCUUGGAAAACACUGGAGGCUCUCUUAAAAUUUCUCAAUUGUUUACCUUAUUAACUGAGUGUGCUUUGCGUCUGACUAAGGAUGGAGACAAGAUUAAAUCAAAUGCUGUAAGAGCUUUAGGGAAUCUUUCAAGAUCUGUCAAAUGUAGAGUUGAAUAUGAGACCCCUACAGGGGAUUAUGGGAAAGAUUGUCAAAGAGAUUUAUCAUACCAUCCAGCUGCUUUGAGAGAUUCACGUUGGCUUGAGAGGGUUGUUCAGGCAUUUAUUUCUUGUGUUACAACUGGUAAUGUCAAGGUCCAAUGGAAUGUUUGUCAUGCUUUGAGCAACCUAUUUCUGAAUGAGACAUUAAGACUGCAAGACAUGGAUUGGGCUCCAUCCGUGUUUAGUAUUCUUCUACUACUAUUACGGGAUUCUUCCAACUUUAAGAUCAGGAUCCAAGCUGCUGCUGCUCUGGCUGUUCCGGCUUCGGUAUAUGAUUAUGGGGAGUCUUUCUCAGAUAUCAUACAGGGUCUGGAGCAUAUAUUAGAGAAUCAAGGUUCAGACCAGAUUGCAUCAGCAUCGAAUUUCAAAUAUAGGAUAGCCCUUGAAAAGCAGUUAACUUUAACCAUGUUGCAUGUUCUUGUCCUCGCUUCAAGCUCUGAUCAUGCACCGGUGAAAGAUUUUCUUGUAAAAAAAGCCUCCUUCUUUGAAAACUGGUUCAAGUCACUGUGCUCAUCAUUAGGAGAGUCAAGUAGUCAACCAGAACUUGAAAAUAAGAAAUCCCUUGAGAACCCAAAGAAAGAAAUGAUCCGCAAUGCGAUUCGAUCACUAAUACAGCUGUACAAUGGCAGGAAGCAUCCUGCAACUGCUGAGAAGUUUGAGAACAGCAUACAGUGAGUUCUCUCGAUCUCCCUCGAUGAACUUGUGUACUACAUAUGUGGAAAACCCCAUAACCAAGACCCUUCCAUAGUCACCUAGUAUGCAAUGGCAUUUCUGGGACAAUAUGUGAGGGGGGUGGUUUUCGACAUACUGAAUUCUUAUUUCUAUUACAAUUCAAGUCACAAGGUUAGAAAUUAGGAUCUAAAUGGGUCAGUGUUGUAUCAAUGUGCAUGUAUCAUGUUAGCUAAUAGGGCACCUUAUUUGAUUUGUAACCUUAUUGUAUGGUGCAUAUCAGUGUAUGGAUUGCCUAAUAACGAGAGGCUUUCUCUUACUUAUGAAGAAGUGCGUGGUAUUACACGGUUACAUACAA